Messenger RNA from Eruca vesicaria subsp. sativa (arugula), 3720 nucleotides. NCBI's taxonomy places the organism in Eukaryota, Viridiplantae, Streptophyta, Magnoliopsida, Brassicales, Brassicaceae. The record is from the annotation of a GenBank genome assembly.
CCUCCUCACCCCCAACAUUAUUCCACACAUCUUAUCAAAAUUAGUUCGAGUUUCGACAUGUGAUCUUGUUAUUAUUAGAAAGACAAAACUCAGAUUUUAUUUUUGGCAUUAAAUUACUUAUUUUCUGCCCUUUCUUUUAACUCCAAAGUAUUUAUUUAUUUCAUCUCUCAACUGUUUUAUAAACAAAAAGCAUUAUAUCAUUUAAUAAAACAAAAAAAACAAGCCUCCGUCAGCUGGCUCGGACCGACCUCGUACCUUCGCUUGUCUUGUCGCAUUAGAGGCUAACGCCGUCUCCGCCUCCGCUUCGUCCAAUUCACGGCCAAGCAAACAGUCUCCACCGAUUUGGCUCAGGCUUGGCUUCUCACGAGAGCUAUUAAAUCCCCUUACUACUUACUGAUCAACGCUUUUCUGUUUCCACGGAGGAGCAAGGCGGAGAUCAGCCUCUUCUAUGCCUCAUUCCCUUCUUCUUUAGCCGCUUGAUUUCGUCUCUAACGGCUACAGACUUUCAUCACUAGACAUACAAGUUCAUCUCUCACACUCACCCGAAAACAAGCUUUUAGGGUGAAGAAAUGGUUGGGAUAGAAGAUAAUAGUGACAGGGAGAGGGCAACAGUUGUGGAGAAUGGUUUUGCAUCGCCUAAGGUUACUCAAGGGAAUAAUGAUACACUCUCCUAUGCCAACAUUCUUCGGGCGAGAAACAAGUUUGCUGAUGCGCUUUCUCUCUAUGAGCAUAUGCUUGAGAAAGAUUACAAGAAUGUUGAAGCUCUCAUUGGGAAAGGGAUAUGUUUGCAGACGCAGAACAAAGGGAAUCUAGCUUUUGAUUGUUUUUCUGAAGCGAUUAGGUUGGAUCCGCAUAAUGCUUGUGCACUUACGCACUGUGGUAUACUUCAUAAAGAAGAAGGGAGGCUCGUAGAAGCUGCUGAGUCCUACCAGAAAGCACUGAUGGCAGACGCAUCAUACAAGCCAGCAGCGGAGUGUUUAGCCAUUGUUUUGACAGACCUUGGAACUAGCCUGAAGCUGGCUGGGAAUACGCAGGAGGGAAUUCAAAAGUACUACGAAGCUCUUAAGAUUGACCCUCACUAUGCUCCUGCGUAUUACAACUUAGGUGUUGUGUAUUCCGAAAUGAUGCAAUAUGACAGUGCGUUGGGCUGCUACGAGAAGGCUGCACUUGAGAGGCCUAUGUAUGCCGAAGCAUAUUGUAACAUGGGUGUCAUAUAUAAGAACCGUGGUGACUUGGAGAUGGCAAUCACUUGUUAUGAGAGAUGUCUAGCUGUAUCUCCAAACUUUGAGAUUGCGAAGAAUAAUAUGGCCAUAGCUCUGACAGAUUUAGGAACAAAGGUUAAACUUGAAGGCGAUGUGAGCCAAGGAGUGGCAUAUUACAAAAAGGCUCUCUAUUAUAACUGGCACUAUGCAGAUGCUAUGUAUAAUCUCGGGGUCGCUUAUGGUGAAAUGCUGAAGUUUGACAUGGCAAUUGUCUUCUAUGAGCAUGCUUUCCACUUCAAUCCACAUUGUGCUGAAGCUUGCAACAAUUUGGGAGUACUUUACAAAGACCGUGACAACCUUGAUAAAGCCGUGGAGUGUUACCAGAUGGCUCUGUCAAUCAAACCAAAUUUUGCACAGUCACUUAAUAACCUUGGCGUCGUCUACACAGUCCAGGGGAAAAUGGAUGCUGCUGCCAGCAUGAUUGAGAAGGCAAUACUUGCGAAUCCCACUUAUGCAGAAGCUUUUAACAACUUAGGUGUUCUAUACAGAGACGCUGGAAAUAUAACGGCGGCUAUUGAUGCUUAUGAGGAAUGCCUUAAGAUAGAUCCAGAUUCUCGCAAUGCUGGCCAGAAUCGAUUGCUUGCCAUGAACUACAUAAACGAAGGACUCGAUGACAAACUAUAUGAGGCUCACAGAGACUGGGGUUGGCGCUUCACAAGAUUACACCCACAGUACACUUCGUGGGACAAUCCUAAAGAUCCAGAGCGGCCUAUCACCAUUGGAUAUAUCUCCCCAGAUUUCUUCACUCAUUCAGUAUCUUAUUUCAUUGAAGCGCCCCUCACUCAUCAUGAUUACACAAAGUACAAAGUUGUGGUUUAUUCAGCUGUAGUUAAGGCAGAUGCAAAAACAUUCAGGUUUAGGGAUAAAGUGUUGAAGAAAGGUGGAGUUUGGAAAGAUAUAUACGGAAUAGAUGAGAAAAAGAUUGCAAGUAUGGUCCGAGAAGACAAAAUCGACAUUUUGGUAGAACUCACUGGCCAUACUGCAAACAACAAGUUGGGAACAAUGGCCUGCAGACCAGCACCUGUUCAGGUUACUUGGAUCGGCUAUCCAAAUACUACGGGUUUGCCCACUGUUGAUUACAGAAUUACGGAUUCGUUGGCUGAUCCACCAAAUACCAAACAGAAACAGGUCGAGGAGCUAGUUAGGCUUCCGGAGUGUUUUCUUUGCUAUACACCAUCUCCAGAGGCUGGUCCUGUUUGUCCAACACCCGCUCUUUCCAAUGGCUUUGUCACAUUUGGUAGUUUCAACAAUCUCGCAAAGAUCACUCCUAAGGUGCUGCAAGUGUGGGCUAGGAUACUGUGUGCAGUUCCCAAUUCUCGUCUGGUGGUAAAAUGCAAACCUUUCUGCUGUGAUAGCAUUAGGCAGAGGUUUCUCACGACGCUGGAGCAGCUUGGGUUAGAAUCUAAGCGCGUUGAUCUCUUGCCGUUGAUUCUUUUCAACCAUGAUCAUAUGCAAGCUUAUUCCUUAAUGGAUAUAAGUUUGGAUACAUUCCCUUAUGCUGGAACUACCACUACCUGUGAAUCUCUCUACAUGGGAGUUCCAUGUGUUACAAUGGCUGGUUCAGUACAUGCUCAUAAUGUUGGUGUCAGUCUUCUCAGUAAAGUUGGUUUACCAAACCUGGUUGCUAAAAAUGAGGAUGAGUAUGUUCAGUUAUCUGUUGAUCUAGCGUCUGAUGUCACUGCUCUCUCUAAACUGAGGAUGAGUCUCCGGGACUUAAUGGCGGGAUCUCCUGUUUGUAACGGUCCGUCCUUUACUGUUGCUCUUGAAUCCGCAUACAGAAAUAUGUGGAAGAAGUACUGCAAAGGUGAAGUACCUUCCUUAAAGCGAAUGGAAAUGCUGCAAAAAGAGGUCCAAGAAGAACCCUUAAUCUCACAAGACUUGGGAUCUUCAAGACUCAACGUUACUGGAGAAGCCACUCCUUCUCUCAAGGCCAAUGGUUCUGCUCCUGUACCUUCCUCUUUACCAACCCAAUCCUCGCAGCUCUCAAAGAGAAUGGACUCCAUUAGUUAGAGUCAGUGAGUUUGGAGAUUCUGUACUCAUAUGGGUGAAGAUGUGAAAGAGACAGUCCAUGAGAUAUUCCUCCCUUUUUACUUCCAAAGACUGUAGGAACUAGACUUUUAGAUCACUGCUUGUGUAGUAAAAAGAACAGUAAAAACCACUCUUUUCUUUGUUUGGUUAUUUCUCCUACCAACUCUUAGUUUAGCUUGAUAAUGAUUCUUGGGAAGUGUAAUAGGUGGAAGUGGAUUUGGAGUUUUUCUUCUCAUUUGAGAGAUCAAAGUUGUUGUAUCAAUUAGGUUUUAAGGCUUUUUAGAUUUUGCUUUUCAUGUGUUAAGUUGAUGAAUCAUAUGACAGUAUAUAUCGUUUAUAGCCGAAGCUUCUCAGUGACUAAACUAUUUCAUUAGAUGUAUGCUAAGUAGUUGGCAAGUUAGGAGACCAUACAUCAUGAAAACUUGAAAAC